Messenger RNA from Purpureocillium lilacinum, 315 nucleotides. RefSeq lists its product as uncharacterized. NCBI's taxonomy places the organism in Eukaryota, Fungi, Ascomycota, Sordariomycetes, Hypocreales, Ophiocordycipitaceae. Gene Ontology annotation, biological process: mitochondrial respiratory chain complex I assembly. The record is from RefSeq and is a predicted model, not a curated record.
AUGGCGUCCGGAUAUGGAAUGCACGGUGGCGUUGGCCGCUGCUUUCCCUUUUGGCAAGAGGUCAUGGCCUGCUAUGUCGUCAACACAUCUGCAGAGGACGACUCGGGCAAGAAAAAGUGCUCGCCUGUGCUAGAAGAUUACUACGAGUGCCUUCACCACAAGAAGGAGCACGCCAGAGCGCUGGCCAUGCAGGCGGCAUACGCGCGAUCUGAGUCGGCGACGCCCCGAGACGAUGCCCCGAGCGCCAGGCAAAUACGGAACCUGGGCCUGCUGGGCAAGGAGGAAGAUUCUAAGAAGGUCAUUGGGAGCAGCUGA